CUCUUCUCUCUGUACGUGCACGAUUGCGCAGUUUUGCUGCAGCCUGGAUCCGAACACACACACACACAGCUGCACGGUGCAACAUCAGUGGCUUGUGUGCGUGUACCGUUGAACGCUAACUGUUUGUCGCUGUUACAAGAUAAAUAGACAAGUCGUGUCUUCACCAAAUUAAGCAGGUGAAUUUGAAGUAAUCCAAACCAUAACUGUUCCCUCUCUAUUUGGCUCUGACCAAGUGGGUAUUGUUCUACAAAUGGAUAAUGGAGACUGGGGCCAUAGGAUGACUAGUCCUGUUACUCUGAAUGUGGGAGGCAACCUGUACACCACCAGUUUAUCCACCCUGCAGCGCUACCCAGACUCCAUGCUGGGCGCCAUGUUCAGGGGAGAUUUCCCCACAACCCGUGAUUCCAAGGGGAAUUAUUUCAUUGAUCGCGACGGAACGCUUUUCCGGUACAUCCUGAACUUCCUGCGGACAUCCGAGCUCACCCUGCCCGUGGAUUUCACAGAGACGGAUCUUCUGAGGAAGGAGGCGGACUUCUAUCAGAUCCAGCCUUUGAUUCAGUGCCUUAGCGACCCCAAGCCGCUGUACCCUCCCGACAUCUUCGAGGAGGUCGUGGAGCUCUCCAGCACGCGGAAACUGUCGAAAUACUCGAACCCCGUCGCUGUUAUCAUUACACAGUUGACUAUAACGACGAAGGUCCACUCCCUGCUGGAAGGCAUCUCCAACAACUUCACCAAGUGGAACAAACACAUGAUGGACACCAGAGACUGUCAAGUGUCCUUCACUUUCGGACCAUGUGACUAUCAUCAGGAGGUGUCCUUACGGGUUCACCUCAUGGACUACAUUAUGAAACAAGGCUUCACCAUCAGGAACACGCGUGUGCACCACAUGAGUGAGCGUGCGAACGAGAACACAGUGGAGCAUCACUGGACUUUCUGCAGACCAGCUCACAAAGUUGAAGACUGAGUCGUGGGUGACGUCUGUCUUUUUUUUAUUCCAUAAUUCAUUUGUCGCUAAUAUAUAUUUUUUAAAUUUACAGUAGUGAUGUAAUGGUAUUGUCAAUUUCACAAUGUCGCGAGAACAAAAGUGUCUCGAUAUACCUUUAAUUUGAAAAACUUUUUCGCGUCAGACCAGGGCUUGAUCUAAUCUGUAGUUUUUUUUCUCAAUUGACAGAUCAAGAAGUGUAAUUUUGUUUCCAUAGAGCAAAGUAAAGUGAGAACUACAUCAUCCGUGGUGCUUUCAGAGGUGUUAGAAGAAUGUAGCAUGGAUGUAGGAGGGUGUGAGAGACAGAUUUUCAAAUUGUGGAUACUCACAAUAUCGCAAUAAAGAUCGCACCGUGGACUUUUUUUACCGUGGUAUUAUCUUUUUUUGUGAUAUUUUGAUAUUGUUACAAUGCUAAUUUAGAGCAACAUGCUACAGUACACAAAGCUAAAAGGUGAAGAAAUGGUAAAAAUUUAAGUUAUUGUUUUAUUCACUUUCUUUUAAAUCACAAGACACUUAUUGUUUAUUUCAUGUGCCACUACAUUUUCACACAACACUUUUUUGAGGUUACAAAACAAAGCCUUUGAAUACAUUUUUUUAAAAUUUAGGGAAAUCAUACUGUGCCUCAUUGAUGCAAGAAAGUGCGUACAUCAUUUUUAAUGUCAAUAGUUUUACGUUAAUGUGGUUCAAACAACUGCAUUUUUUUAAAAACCCACUCAGUGAAUAUGUGAUGUGAACAAGUUUGUCUUUGUCAAAAAGAAAAUGGAAAAGAGUCUUUUUGUUUGUUUUAUUUUUUUUACAUAAUAAAAAUGAUUAUCUUUAGGCCAGUUUCUUACUGGAGCGUUUACAGUAGGUCUUAAACUUAGUCCUUUAGCUUUUAUUAAGAGUACAGUACAGUGUCUGACGACCUAUAGUUGUUGCAUGUGUCUGUCUCGUGUACGUAAAUGUAUUUUCUGUGAUUGAUGUGUGUGGUCGUUUCAGUCAAAAUAAAUACAUUUUUGUUCUGGUCA
Solea solea (common sole) is the source of this 1989-nucleotide messenger RNA. RefSeq names its product potassium channel tetramerization domain containing 6b (gene kctd6b). The transcript is spliced from 3 exons. Lineage: Eukaryota; Metazoa; Chordata; Actinopteri; Pleuronectiformes; Soleidae. Gene Ontology annotation, biological process: protein homooligomerization. Gene Ontology annotation, molecular function: protein binding. The record is from RefSeq and is a predicted model, not a curated record. The coding region runs from base 251 to 964 and encodes 237 amino acids.